Molecule: messenger RNA, 6748 nt
Organism: Eleginops maclovinus (Patagonian blennie)
Lineage: Eukaryota; Metazoa; Chordata; Actinopteri; Perciformes; Eleginopidae
Gene: calcr
Product: calcitonin receptor
Exons: 20
Coding region: 561-3077 (838 amino acids)
Biological process (GO): positive regulation of cytosolic calcium ion concentration; cell surface receptor signaling pathway; adenylate cyclase-activating G protein-coupled receptor signaling pathway
Cellular component (GO): plasma membrane; axon
Molecular function (GO): calcitonin receptor activity; amylin receptor activity
Source: RefSeq, a predicted model, not a curated record
UCGGCAUUCUCACAAAAGUCACUGUAUCAGUGUUUUGCCUUUUCACAAGCCUUUUUUCAAACAGGUAAGAAUUGUACUUUGGUUUUAUUGGAGUUCCUUUUGCCUGCUCAAAGACACAAGGGGAACAAGGUUUGUAUUUAAUGUGACUUUCAAUAAUUCAGAAAAUGCAAGAGCAUGAGCCUGGUUCUCUGAGAGGCUUACAUUUCAGCCCAAACAGAUUUGCGAGAUAAGUCACACCAAAAUGAGCUUUUUAUCCUUCAGUGAGAAGCAUUAUCAAAAUCAGCAUUUCACACUCAGAGAUUCUUCAUUUUUAAUGCUACGUGUAAAUAUUAAUCAGGAAAUCAGAUUCUUAACUGGUUUGUGAUCUUCCAAACACACUUAGUGUAGAUAAAUCCUCAUCAGAACAGCUUUGAAGAAGCUCCAAACACUUUUCAUGCUUAUAUUUUCAUUUAAUUGUAUCUUCAGUAAGGGUGCAUGUCUAAUAUAAGCUUGAUAAAACUGUGAAGCUUUAGAAAAUAUAGCUAACAUCAUCAAAACUAAUAUUUUAGCUUUUACAAUCAAUGCAUUUAGAUCAAAGCAGUAAACACACAACAAAGACACUAACAAGUCACUAUCUACCGUGUUCCAAGUCAAACUUGUUUUCUCCCCCUUUCUUCUCACCCCUCGUGUUGUCUCCACAGCGCAGGGUGGCUGGAGUUGCUGAGUCAAUCUCAGAUCCCUCACUCAGGCCGGGACAUAGCUUGACAGAUAGACAGGACCAGGCGGUGAGCCAGGGUCAAUAUAAUUGUCUUAAGCUGUCCAACAAAGACCACCAAGAGAACAGCACCGGUACAUUCUGUGGGCGUAUGUGGGAUGGCUUUUUGUGCUGGGACGAGACACCAGCUGGGACAUCGGUAACACAAAACUGUCCAGAUCACCUUGACCUGGACCCGACUGAAAAAGUGACCAAAUAUUGUGCUGAAUUUGGAAACUGGGUCGAGACUGCAUCCAAUUGUCAACCAGUUUCAAAGACCAAAUUAGAGAGGGAAGUUCCCCAUUUUGUAAGGGAUGCACCUGGAGAGCCAGCCACAGAGUUCACAGGGGUUAAUGCAGAAAAAGGCAGUGUUGUGGAAAAAAUGAUUCUUGAAAACGAAAAGAAAUGCUCUGAGAAAAUGAAGCAAGAUCCGCCUUAUAACAAAUCAGGCCUGCACUGCAGUCGAAACUGGGAUGGCUGGCUGUGCUGGGAAGACACCCCAGCAGGAACCUAUGCUUCCCAAAACUGCCCCAAUUAUUUUGGUGACUUUGACCCGACAGAAAAGGUAACAAAGUUCUGUGCAGAGGACGGUCGGUGGUUUCACCAUCCAGAGUCCAGUAUGAUUUGGACCAACUAUACUCUGUGUACAACCAACCACGAGAAGAGACUGAAGAAACUGAAGAUGCUUGAGAAUGAAUACAAAUGCCUCCUGAAAAUCAAUCGAGACCCGCCUUAUAACAAGUCAGGGCUGCACUGCAGUCGUAACUGGGAUGGCUGGCUGUGUUGGGACGACACUCCAGCGGGAACCUACGCCUCGCAGAACUGCCCCGAUUAUCUGUUUGACUUUGACCACACAGAAAAGGCAACUAAGUACUGUGGAGAAGACAGCCAGUGGUUUCACCAUCCAGAGAGCAACAAGACUUGGACAAAUUAUACACUCUGUGCUGUCAACACUAAGGAGCGGCUGAAGGCAGCCGCCCAGCUCUCGGGGGAAACUGGAAUACUGACUGCUGAAGAGGCCACAGUCGGCCCCAUGGUUAACCCAGAGGAACAGGAAGCUGUAAGAAAGAAGAUCCUCGACAGCCAGUACAACUGCUUCGAGAAGAUGAAUCGAGAUGUACCUUACAACAAAUCAGGGCAGCACUGCAGUCGUAACUGGGAUGGGUGGCUUUGCUGGGAAGACACUCCCACAGGAACAUACACAUCGCAAAACUGCCCCAAUUAUUUUGUCGACUUUGACCCCACAGAAAAGGCUACUAAAUACUGUGGGGAGGACGGGCAGUGGUUCCGCCACCCGGAUACCAACAGGACUUGGUCCAACUACACACUCUGCAACGAAAACACCAACGCAAAGUUGAAGUCAGCGUACAUCCUGUUCUACAUGGCAAUUGUGGGUCACGCUCUCUCCAUAGCCUCCCUGCUCAUCUCUCUGGCCAUCUUCUUCUACUUCAGGAGUCUGAGCUGCCAAAGGAUCACCCUGCACAAGAACCUAUUCUGCUCUUAUGUGCUCAAUUCGGCCCUCACCAUCAUUUCCCUCGUAGCAGUGGUCAACAAUCCUGAAGUUGUUGCCAGAAACCCGGUUGGCUGUAAGGUGUUGCACUUCUUCCACAUGUACAUGCUGGGCUGCAAUUAUUUCUGGAUGCUGUGUGAAGGCAUCUACCUGCACACACUCAUCGUGGUGGCUGUGUUUGCAGAGGAGCAGCAUCUGCACUGGUACUACCUCCUCGGCUGGGGCUUUCCUCUAGUGCCUGCAUCCAUCCACGCCGUGGCAAGGAAAAAGUAUUUUGAUGACAACUGUUGGAUGAGUGUGGAAACCCAUCUGCUCUACGCCGUCCAUGGUCCGAUAGUGGCAGCGCUUCUUGUGAAUCUCUUCUUCUUACUAAAUAUUAUAAGAGUCCUGGUGACCAAGUUGAGAGACACACACCGGGCCGAGUCCAACAUGUACAUGAAGGCAGUGAGAGCCACCCUGAUCCUGGUGCCCCUGCUCGGAAUACAGUUUGUCAUUUUCCCCUGGAGGCCAGAGAACCGCCUAGCUGGGGAGGUCUAUGAGUAUAUCAUGCACAUUCUCAUGCACUACCAGGGAUUACUGGUGGCAACGAUAUUCUGCUUCUUCAAUGGAGAGGUGCAGGCAGCUCUGAAGAGGCAGUGGAUGCAGUAUAAAACCCAGUGGGGUCAGAGACGAAAGGACCACUGCUCAAUGCGCUCCACGUCCUACACAGCCACCUCCAUCACCGAGGUGCCUGCCUUCAUGUACCACCACGACUCUAACAGCGAACACUUGAACGGACGCCACACCGAGGACUCUGAACUGGUGGCGCUCAAAUCAGGAGAGACGUACGCUUGAGCCACGCAGGAGGACAAAGAGCGAAGAAGUGGGAACAACCGAAGAAGAGCAACCGAGCAACAGAGAUGUAUAGUAAGAAAGGAAAACCUGGCGUUUGCCCGCCAUUUCUCAGUGAUUAAAUCUCACAGGCUGAUGCUGGUUUGUUCAGCCCACGACUUUGAUAUGGAAUCGGAAAUAAACAGCUUAUUUGGAGGGAGAUGGAUAAGCUACAGUGCUGACACUUCAUUUUACAUUACUGCUGCGGCUGCUUUCAGAGAACUUUGAUGUCAAGAACUUGUGGCAUGAGAGCUGCUGCUGUCUUGUGUCACUUCCUAAAGCUGCUAAAACUGUGACGGAAACUGGUGCUGGUGUGCGAGACAGAAAUAACUGUGACUGUGAUGAAGGAGAGGAAGUCUUCUGUUUGAGCGUCGAAUGUGAAAGUGGUUGAGCUGAACAGCAUUUUUUGAUGGUGUCAUGAAGAGUUUUAAGGUUAAGUAGUAUCCUUCCUAACCUCACAUAUACCAAAGGGUACUGUAUGUUGGUCACAGCUAUGAAGGGGCGUACCAUCUCCAGCUGAGCAAAAAUGGUGGUACUCUAAAGCUAAAGACACACACACACACACACACACACACACACACACACACACACCAACAAACGUCACAAACCUGAUCGUAUGUGCCAUGAUGGAGGUGAAAUUUCAAAAAACCCUCCGUGCUUAAAGCUCUGGAAUUGUGUACAUAAUGUAUGUUCACCAUGUUUCACUUGAAAGAAAAAGUGUUCAUUUUAGUUUUCUAUUAAUAUUUUAUUCUUGCCAAUUCCUGCGUACGUGCUAAGUGUGUGUCCUGUGAUGCUGCACUCCAAACUGCUUUGUUGUUUUUGCAGUUGCUGUAUUUGUGCCGAUGCCGAACAUCACAGGGCGGGGCAAAAAUACGUUUUAAUGCACAAAAAAGUCUAUGAAUAAAAUAACUUUGUUUUGAGGUCGAACAGCAACAAGAGUUGUUUCACUGCGUUUGAGUGCCAUGAAUUAUUCUGAUUGCAGUGUUGAAGCUACACUGUCGUAUUUUACUUACAAACAUCCUUUGUCACGCUCACGAUGCCUUUAAUCAAUCUCCUGUUUUUGUUUUUAAAAAGUUAUAUCUGCAUAAUUUAUUCAUGAACUUUGUAGCAUUUUGUAUGACUGAGGUCCCGGGGCAAAGGAAAGGUUCACUAAAGUUGAAAGGAUGACAAAAUCACAUCCAUACUGUAUGAACAGUCAACAAAUUCACAUCUUAAAGGCAUGUUCACAAUAUUGGAAACAUGAAUAAUGUACUCGUUGUCCUCAAUAUGAUCAUAUUAAUAUUCUCAAUUUAGUGUUGCUUUGUCAUAACUGUGCCACAGACAUUUGGAGAAUGGAAAUUGAGAGUCUGUGUCGAAUUCAAUAUAAACACUAAGUUUGCUUUAUAAGUGUUCACCAAUUUGUAACUUGGAUAGCUGCAGUGUCUUGAAUGUAUUGAUAGCAGUUAUUGAAUAGAUCAUUGAGCUUCUAAACUGAAUAUUUGGAUAAACGGGAAGAAACAUCCUACACUGAAAAAACUGAAAUGUUGACAUAAUUAAAUGUAUUAUGUCAACAAAUUCCACAAAACUGUAUUAUUGAAACCAAUCAUAUUAAUUACAUUGCUUUACACUAACUAGUAAUUGUUAAAAACAAAGAAAAUGAGCAGCUUUUAUGGAUAUUGAAAGUAAUUAUCUGUAUUUCUCAAGAAAUCUUACAGCGUCCAUUCAUUCUCAAUAAACACUUAAAUCUUUGAAACCGUAACAGAAAUGUAAAGUAAAGUUUGAAACAGAUGGGCGGUGUCAUUUCUUGCUAAUGCUACUCAUACAGAUGUAAAUAUUGCAUUUGUCCAGGACUAUUCUCCCGUGCGUUAAAACACUGUUGGUGCUGUAGUCAGUUUCGACAGCAGCACGACAUGAAAUGAUUGACUCAAAAUGAACUGCAGUGGCCAGGCUGGUAGAGAUACAGUAGCAUGUCACCAAAUGGACCAGUGUGGCUGAUUGAUGUCAUUUGAAUUAUUUUGGGGGAAACAAUAGAGCUCUAAAGCCCAGAGGAAGAAGCUGUAUCACGCCUUGCAGGGACAGCGAGACUCCAUUAUUGAUUUUUGCCUUCUCAUGGGAUUUGAAGACACACAAAAUCCCUCAAAUAUAAAUAUAAACACCUUAGGACAGUUCUUUGAAAUGACAUGUUUGGUUCGAUGUUAAAUUGAUGCUUUUAUGGGUCAUUAUCUGUUUGAUGUCUGUUCACUAUGUGAUGGAGUUUAGUCAUGCUCAGUGGCAACUGGAAUAACAACAUCUGUGUGAGACGUGAGAAAUACGAAGGUUUAAGGAAGUAAAGUUUCAAAUGUAAUUUACCAUGGACCUGUAAUGUGAAGCUGUAACACAUUUGCACAUUUAGUCACAGAGUAAAGCUCUGAAGUUACAGAAUGUAAGUAAAGGCACCUUGUAAUAAUUGGCUUGAAAUUACUAUUAAGCAGAGAGGGGGAGAAGUACUCACAAAUAUUGUACUUCAGGAAAAGUAGAAGUACCAGAGUGUAAGAAUACUCUGGUACAGUCCCUGCAGUCAAAAUGUUUCUCAAGUGAGGAAAAUGAGCAUCAAAAUAUGCUAAGUACCAACAGUAAAAGUACUCUUUAUGCAGAUUGGUUCCUUUCUGAAUAAUAUUUAUGAUAUGUUUUGAAUAUAAUCAUUGACACAUUAUACGUAUUGUAUACUGCAGGGUAGCUGUUGAAUUUAAUCCAGGUGUAACUAAAGAGUUGAUUAUCUUUCACAUCGUUCAACACAAUCUGCAAAGUAACUAAAGGUAUUAAAUAAAGGUAGUGGAGUAAAAGUACAAAGUAGCAAAGCAUGGUAAUAUUCAAGUAAAGUGCAAGUACCUCAAAUAUUAAGUACAGUCCUUGAGUAAAUCUACUGCGUUACUUCCCACCUCUGCUAUUAAGAGAGAAUAAAAGACAGUAAUUGACAAUACAGAAAAUCACCUUCUAAUAUACAAUAUCUGCAGGUUAAUUUAUGAAGAAAUGUGAACCCUCACCACUGCAACCUUACAUUAGUGUGAUUUCAAUUAAUGAAGCUCUAAACUUCUGUAGCUGUGAAGGAGAAUUUUAGCCAAAAGAUUCACAGUGAGUCUUAUUAUGUAGCGUCACUUAAGAAAACCCCCCCUAUUCCCUCCUGAAUAAGACAUUUGGACCUAUUGUACAAUGUUUUAAUGACUGUUGAGGUACAGAACGAACAGAGAGACAAUCAAUCCUCAUCAUGGAGAGUAGGUUUCACUGCUAAUUUUACAGAAUUGUAUUUAUUUUACUAUGAAAUUCAUCUUUCUCUUUCUCUUUAUAACGGUGAUUUGUCACACUGUAAGACACGCUAUUAAUCUCCUGUGUUUUGGAAACACAGAUUGUGUAUAUUUUGUAUGUUCAUACUCGUGUAAAUACAAGCAGGCACUGUGUAUAUGAUAGAUUUCUUUACACUGUGAAAUACUCUGACAGCUAUUUUUGUUAUGUUCCUGUCAUUCAUUUUGGCUUGUGUUUGUCUUUCUAUCCCCUCAGCUCCGAGUGGCAUCAUCUCAAAGCUGAUAUUUAAAAAAAUAAUAAUUUUGUAAAAGCCAAAUUGAUUGAUGUUUUAUUUUUUUUGUAACUAUUUAGCAAAAGAAUACAGAGAUAAAAUACUA